CAUAUCAUCUUCUUCACUAAUACUCAAUCAUAUAACAUAUAGUUUCUUUCUUCUUGUAAACUACAUUUUCCGGAAAGGAAAGUGUCGUAGUACUGUGUCAAAAAAUCUCAGAGGGUGAGAAUCCCAAUGAGGAUCUUACCCGAACCUCGAGGUUCGGUUCCAUGCCUCCUUCUCCUCCUGUCCGUUGUCUUUUCAGCGACUCUAUCUCUCGCUCGCGUCGUCGAAGUUGUUGGUAACGCCGAGAGCAAGAUCAAAACCCCCCAUGCAUUCUCAGGACUCCGAGUGACGAUUGACUGUAAGGUGAAUAAAGGGCAUUUUGUUACAAAAGCUUCUGGAAACAUUGAUGAAGACGGAAAGUUCGGUCUGAAAGUUCCUACUCAUGACAUUGUCUCCGAGGACGGAGCUUUGAAGGAGGAGUGUUAUGCUCAGCUUCAUAGCGCGGUAGGAACACCUUGCCCCGCUCAUGACGGCCUAGAGUCCAACCAGAUCGUGUUUCUAUACAAAUCUGGAGACAAACACGUUUUGGGUCUCAAACAAAAUCUCAAAUUUUCACCUGAACUUUGUGUUUCCAAAUUCUUUUGGCCUAUGCCUAAGUUCCCUCCUUUUAAGGGAUUUGAUCACCCUUUCCCUCUACCUCCACCUUUGGAGCUUCCACCGUUUCCUAAACCUUGCCCACCACCUCCGGUUCCAGUGUACGAGCCACCUCCAAAGGUGGAGCAUCCACCACCUGUCCCGGUUUACAAGCCACCUCCAAAGGUAGAGCACCCACCUCCAGUUCCGGUUUACAAGCCGCCUCCAAAGGUAGAGCACCCACCUCCAGUCCCGGUUUACAAGCCGCCUCCAAAGGUAGAGCACCCACCUCCGGUUCCAGUACACAAGCCACCAACAAUCCCCAAGAAGCCAUGCCCGCCUAAGUCGCCAAAGAUUGAGCUUCCACCGCCAGUGCCAGUUCACAAACCACCGACCAAGAAGCCUUGUCCGCCCAAGCCACCAAAGAAAGUUGAUCCGCCACCGGUUCCAGUCCACAAGCCGCCGCCGAAAAUAGUCCUUCCACCGCCGGUACCAAUCCACAAGCCGCCAAAGAAGCCGUGCCCGCCUAAAGCGCCAAAGAUCAAGCUUCCACCACCAGUACCGGUCUACAAGCCACCACCGAAGAUAGAGCAUCCACCAAUCUACGUGCCACCGGUGAUCCCGAAGAAGCCGUGCCCGCCCAAAGCGCCGAAGGUCGAUCCACCACCGGUUCCGGUCUACAAGCCGCCACCGAAGAUAGAGCAUCCACCAAUCUACGUGCCACCAGUGAUCCCAAAGAAGCCGUGUCCUCCGCCGGUACCAAUCUACGUGCCACCGGUGGUGAUUCCGAAGAAGCCAUGUCCGCCACUUCCACCACUUCCAAAGUUUCCGCCUCUUCCUCCUAAAUACAUUCACCACCCCAAGUUCGGCAAAUGGCCUCCGUUGCCGACUCACCCUUGAGAUUUUAAUACAUAUACUUGUAUGUAAUCAACGUGUUGCUUUUAAAAUAUUUUUAAAAAUAUUAUCCCUGCGUGUUUGAAAUUUGGUUUGUUUUGCGACUUUCAUCUUUGUCUACUUUCUCUCCGAGUUUUAAGUGUAGACUGUUUGUUCAUCUCUUCCAGGAAUAAUAUGGUAAUUAAUA
Molecule: messenger RNA, 1651 nt
Organism: Brassica oleracea var. oleracea
Lineage: Eukaryota; Viridiplantae; Streptophyta; Magnoliopsida; Brassicales; Brassicaceae
Product: proline-rich protein 4-like
Exons: 2
Coding region: 127-1470 (447 amino acids)
Source: RefSeq, a predicted model, not a curated record